AUGCAGGCCGGCCUGUUAGCCGGAGCACAAACGGCCCAUCAAGACCGUGUGGAACCGAUCCAGACACAGCUGACCGAAGAGCUAGAGAGCUGGAGGGCCGAGCAGCAGAGCCGGGAAGACCUGCUCAAAGAGCGGAUCGCCACGCUGGAAAGCGAGCUCACCCGACUUCGGGGUGAAUUAGAUCAAGUUCGCAAUCAAGCUCACCCCAGUGCGCUUAUGCCCACAAGAAACGCCCCGAAAGAAGCCAGACGAAUUGUCUUCCGACGCGAGCAGGCCCAAACAGCCCGCCAUGUGGACAAACAGGACAUCAUCCUUGCGGUCAGCCGCGGACUUGCCCAAGCCGAUUUCCCGAGUUUUGUCCGCGCAAAUGACGCGGGGUACAGCAGCACUUGGGCGGUCACUGUGGUCUUAGAGAAGGGGGCUCUAGGGUCUAUGUUAGUACCAGUCCACUGGGGGCUGGUGGUUGCCGCAGCACAACAAGUAGACCCAGCAAUGAGAUCUGCCGAACUGCCAGAGCAAUGGUACCGAGCCAAGGGAGGAAGUCGAACUGGGAACCCGGAUCCGACUGAAGAGAGACCCCAGUGGCUCUGGCGACAUAGGGAUGUCCAGGGUGGUACCAGGAAAUGGCCCACGAUCGUCGUCACGGUAGGGUCCCUGGAGGAGGCCCGGGAUCUUCUAGUCCAUGGGAUUCGGUUUGGAGGAGCCCGGUUUAAGACGGAACCUUCAAAGCUUGCGGGAGCAACCCACCAUGCUGCUUCAUCUGUGCAGGCACACAUGAAAGACACAAGCACGUUUGUCACGUACUGGACUGCUCGGCCAAGUCCUGCACCGCCUGCCAACAAACGCCCACGAAAUUCGGCAACUGUGGAGUGCCUCACUCAGCCACGGCCGGGAACUGCCCAGCUAGGCGCGCAGCCCGAAAGCAACGACGGGUCGGCAGGGAGCUCAUCAAAACCGUUCGGCGCCGCUGGCCUCCAACCGCCCAAGAUCACACGCGAUCGGUUUGCAUCAGUCUACUACUGGAGUGGGUAA
This is a messenger RNA of Penicillium daleae, 1032 nucleotides long. RefSeq lists its product as uncharacterized. The record is from RefSeq and is a predicted model, not a curated record. The transcript is spliced from 4 exons. Bases 1 to 1032 code for a protein of 343 amino acids. Lineage: Eukaryota; Fungi; Ascomycota; Eurotiomycetes; Eurotiales; Aspergillaceae.